This is a messenger RNA of Indicator indicator, 831 nucleotides long. It is a transcript of the gene TMEM53, whose product is annotated as transmembrane protein 53. Bases 1 to 831 code for a protein of 276 amino acids. The transcript is spliced from 3 exons. The record is from RefSeq and is a predicted model, not a curated record. NCBI's taxonomy places the organism in Eukaryota, Metazoa, Chordata, Aves, Piciformes, Indicatoridae.
AUGGGGGCGCGCAGGCUGGAGGCGGUGGUGGAGUUGUCGCCGGGGGAGGCUCGCGGUGCGGGGACGAAGAGAGGGCCUGCAGAUGGUCAGCCUGUGGUGAUCCUUCUAGGCUGGGCAGGCUGCCAGGACAAACACUUGGCCAAAUACAGCACAAUCUACAGUCAGAAGGGGUGCACUGUCAUCCGCUACACAGCUCCAUGGAGGAUGAUAUUCUUCUCUGAGACCUUUGGCAUAAGAUCCCUCCAGACUCCUGCCAGGCAACUCCUGGAGCUGCUCUUUGACUACAGUGUUGAAAACAGACCGGUUCUCUUCCACGUUUUUAGCAAUGGUGGUGCCAUGCUGUACCGUUACGUUGUCGAGGCGCUCCACACUCACAAGCCAUUUAACAACCUCAAAGUAGCAGGCAUUAUUUUUGAUAGUGCACCUGGCAGAAGAAACUUGAGAGGAGCGCUUCGUGCCUUGGCAGCUGUCUUGGUAUCCAAGAAUGUGCUGCUCAAGUAUUUCCUCUUAUUUGCUUUCGCUACUACGGCUGUUGUGCUGCGGAUCCUGCUGUACCCACUGACCCGCUUCAUCCACCAGAGCCAUUAUGAUGCCCUGCUGAAAGCUCCCUCCUGCUGGCCUGAGCUUUACCUCUAUUCCCAAGCUGAUGCCAUCAUCAAGGCCGGCGAAGUUAAGCAUAUGGCUGAUGCCAGGCAGCAGCUUGGUGUCUCUGUGAAAGCUGUAGACUUCUCGGAUUCGGCUCACGUCAGCCAUGUGCGGGCAUAUCCCACCUAUUACAGCAACCUCUGUGUGACUUUCCUGGCUGACUGUGUCAGGGCCUCACCUCGUUAG